AUGAUGCAUCGACAUUCACUCAAACAAAAAGAGACUAUUGAUGCAUUGCCAUUCCCUCAAAAAGAUAAGAGUAAUGAUACAUUAGCUAUGCUGCUAUACGAAGGAACCACUGGCAUCACUCUUUUCUCUUUUGAUGGGAGCUACCUCAUUGAUUCAGUGAAGGACUUCUGGACAUGCUUGCCACCACUUAGUUUGAUAGUAUCCAUGAAGUAUGAGAAGGUGCCCACCCCCAUUGACCUUGUUAAUGAGGCUAUUGACAAUCGUCUGUUCAGGAGGCUCAUCAAGUUGUGUGGUUCUGAGAAGACAUUAGUUGUCGGAAGUGCUAAAUAUAAAAGAAUAAUUGAAACAAUACUGGAAAUAACCUAUUUGUGUGUAGAGGUUCCUGAUUCUGGGGUGAUAAUUCGCAGCCUGAAGAAUCCCAUGCAGUCAGUUAAGAUUAAUGUUGUAUUGGCUGUGCUGCUGUACCAAGCACCGUCUGGCAUCGCAAUUUUCUGUUUUGAUGGAGAUUACCUCAAAGCUCCAAUGAAGCACUUCUGGGCAUGCUUACCACAACUUAGUCUCGUAGCAUUUAUAAAGCGGGAGAAGAUGCCGACCCCCAUUGACGUUACUAAUGAGGUCAUUGAUGGUCGCUUGGUCAAGAGGCUCAGUCAACUGUGUGGUUCAGGUAGAAAAUUAGUUGUGGGAAGUGCUGAAUAUAAAAGAAUAAUUGAAACAAAACUGGGAGUAACCUGCCUACAUAUUGAUGUUCCGGAUUGUGAGGUGAAAAUUUGCGGUCUGAACAAGCCCAUGUGUCCUUUAUUGCCUGAAGAACAGUUUGAGCCAGAUAAAAAUUUAGAAUUAUUCUUACAUCAACGUGACUUUGAUAUCAAGCUUGAGAUGGUUGAUAAAUCUAUGAAGGAGACUGCUUAUCUCUUGCAUGAUGUUGAAUCAUGUGAAAAGAAGUAUAUGAAGUUCUUUCGACUUCUUCUAAAGGAUUUCAUUCUUACAUCUGAAAUUGACACCAAGGAUUGGGUUUUAAUCCAGUUUGCAACGGCUUUGAAGAUGAUAUGUUACCCUGGAGCAUCAUAUAAAGUCUUAGCCCCUGAUGAGAUUUUCUCAUUUGGUGAGUGCUCAAAGAUAGAGGCUCAUGCAUCUAGAUAUAAAAGAAGCUUUUCAAAGAUUGAUGUCUUGUCUAUCUACAAACAUGUUGCUAGACUCGAUUCAAGAAAGUGCAUACUAAUGAUCAAAUUGGAUAUCUGGAUUUAG
Messenger RNA from Triticum turgidum subsp. durum (durum wheat), 1245 nucleotides. Lineage: Eukaryota; Viridiplantae; Streptophyta; Magnoliopsida; Poales; Poaceae. The record is from the annotation of a GenBank genome assembly.